AUGACGGUAUACCAAGUUGCUGCGGUGCACAUAAGGGACGCCAAAACCCACCCACGGGGGCCCGCGUGGGCCCAAGUAGGUGGAGCGGGAUGCCCGUGGUGGGUUAAUACAUUUGUGAGAGGGGCCCGGGCCCGGCCCACGGUUUGGGCGCGGGCUUUCUUGGCGGCCCGUGGGCCCCCAUCAACCCGCCAAGAAAACCCGUGGGCCACCCCGGGUCCACGCGCAGAUCCCGCGGGCUGGUGGGCCGGGCCGGGGUGUCUCUAUUUUCGAGCUUUGGCAGACAUGAGGUGCACAUCGUCCUCGGAUGGAUCUGCCGAACGCGGCAUUGGGAAUGACCUCGUGGCUGAGACCGAGGAUAUAGACAGCUUGUUAAAGCCACACCGUGAACCAUCCCGCCCCGGCACCAGGCCAUGCUUCAUUGCAAUAGUACGCCACCCUGAUGUGGUGGCAAAAGGCGAUGUCGGUUGUCGACGAACUUCGGGUCGCAUUCGCCGGCCUGCGCAAGCGGUUGAUGAGACUCUUCCUGACCGCUCGCCUUUGGUCUGGAGCCUUCUCAGUUGA
Pyricularia oryzae 70-15 is the source of this 561-nucleotide messenger RNA. RefSeq lists its product as uncharacterized. The transcript is spliced from 2 exons. Bases 1 to 561 code for a protein of 186 amino acids. The record is from RefSeq and is a predicted model, not a curated record. Lineage: Eukaryota; Fungi; Ascomycota; Sordariomycetes; Magnaporthales; Pyriculariaceae.